CAUCGUUGGUCAUGACGCAUCUAGAAUCAAUUUCGCUUAUUCGCUCCUUUUCUACUAUUUUUCUCUUCUCCAUAUCUCUGACAACGCAGCAAAUUGUUAGAGAUUCUGCCGAUGGCAUAAGCUUCGCAAAUUUUGCCAGACACGAAAAGCAAAGACUGGAUACCAACCAGCUUCAGUCCAGCACUGCCAAUGAGUACACAGAAUGCUUAGAGAGAUGUUUGGUUCACGAAAGCUGCACAUCACUCAAUUAUGGUGGAAAUGGGGGUGCCGAGUGUCAGCUAUUGGAGGCUAACAAGCACGAUUCUCCUGAAAAGAUGAAGUUCGAUGAGACAUUUGUGCAUUUCUCGAUAAAGAGCCCUUGCGACAAUAAACCAUGUUUAAACAGAGAAAACUGUAUCCCAGACUACCAAAAAGAUACCUACCGAUGUCGUUGCCCUUGGCAAUACAAAGUUUUGAAAAACUGUCAAAAAGGUCGAAUCCUUCCGUCCGCCGAUGGAGACUGGAUAGCCUUCUGGUGGUAUGACGUUGGUACCACGUGGCCGUCAAAUGAAAAAGACGUCCUUGCUUACGAAUUUGGUUACUGCGAGCCACGUGAUCCGUACUGCUUUAGUCGGCUCCCUGCAGAUUCUAAAGCAGAUCUCACUGAAAUGCUUGCAGUUGACUCAGAAGGUACCGCGUACAAGUGGAAUUUCAGUUCUAACGCUUCAGCUACCAGUGCAGCUUGGCGGGCGUUUCAUGAUCACAAGGAGGUAAACCGAGGAGAGAGCGUAGGCGUACUUGCAUGGAAUCCAGAAGUGCUGAACGGUAGCGAGCCGAAAGAUGACCAACGUGCAUUCAUGUACCGUGAGCAGAAUGGAGUCAAGUCGGUGCUGUUGGAUGACGAUUACUGUGAUUGUCAUUCAACCCUAAGUCUCGGACACGGUAUGUGUCUAUCUAAUCAUAAUCCUGUUUAUUCUGACGUCAACAGUUUUGGCGUGGAUGCACUUUAUGAUCCCGGCUGUCACGGACCAAGAUCAGGUAUUGGUCUUACGCUGUAUGUCCGCAGAAAAACUCCUAAUUAAUACUCAUCAUGACUAAAUGAUAACCUCUACGUAUUUUCUUCAGUAACUUAGAAGCAAACUAUUUAUUUCAAAUAUUCCAUUUAAAAGACAUGGAUUCUUUUAAUUCUUUCACACCCAAUAUUUGAUUGUUAAUUCUCCCCUUUAGCACCAACUCAUUUCUUUGUAAAUUAGCAACAGGAAUUUGGUGUUGGAUCAAAAUAAAAACUUCUACUUGAUGACAACUUUUGAGUAUGGGAGUAUACGAUGUUGUUACUUGUUGAUCACUUGUGGGAGUAAACCAGGAGCCCAUUAGUAAACCGAUUAAGCGAUAAAGCAGUUCAAAGUAUUCCUAUCUAUUUCUUCAGUAACUUAUAAGCAAACUAUUUAUUUCAAAUAUUCCGUCUAAAAGACAUCGAUUAUUUUAAUGCUUUCACACCCAAUAUUUGAUUGUUAAUUCUCCCCUCUAGCAGCAACUCAUUUCUUUGUAAAUUAGU
Pocillopora verrucosa is the source of this 1534-nucleotide messenger RNA. NCBI's taxonomy places the organism in Eukaryota, Metazoa, Cnidaria, Anthozoa, Scleractinia, Pocilloporidae. The record is from RefSeq and is a predicted model, not a curated record.